Cladocopium goreaui is the source of this 2292-nucleotide messenger RNA. The record is from the annotation of a GenBank genome assembly. NCBI's taxonomy places the organism in Eukaryota, Dinophyceae, Suessiales, Symbiodiniaceae.
AUGGCGAGUGGCUUGGCUGGCAAGGUGCGUCGCAGCACCGAGUCGGAUGAGUUUGACCUCAGCGGCUAUGACCAGGCUCGUUGCAAUGAGUUGGCCAAAGCCUGUUUCGGUGAGCCCUUUCCGCUGAAGGAGAUGGUGAGAAUUUCCUUCGUCGUGGGCGGUGGCAAGUUGGUGCGACAGAAAUACUCAGAUGAUUUGCCCAAGUUUAUGGUCAAUGCCCUGGGAGCCAUCGGAUUCCAGGAGGACAAUAGCGCCACCGUGGAGGCGGGAAGUGCCGGAAAGUUCAAGUAUCAUCACGAUACGAACAAGAACCUGAAGUUUGUGCAUGUCUUUCCAAAGAUUGCUGAGGCGCCCGCACCCGAGCAGCAAGCUGAUGAGGGCCUGGCGGGCCCCCGUGUGUUGAAGACACCGGAGGAGCUUCUGCUGGAGAGUGAAGAAGCAGAUUUCACUCGCUUCCUGCAGACACACCUGGUGACCUAUGCACAGAAGCGAAAAGCCUUGGAACUUCUGAAGCAGCGCAUCGCGGUGCUGGAGGAGAUCGAGCUGAAGCUUUCGCGGCUGGAACGCCUCAGUGAUGAGGAGCAAGAACUCUUCGAAGGCAUCGGCUCAGAGGACCUACGGCAAAAGGUGAAGCAGGUGAAUCUGGAGCUGCAAGCGAUGGUGGAAGCGAAUCGUCUCAGCAGUGCUGAAAAGAGCGACUGCCUCGAAGAGUUGGAGUCGAAAAUGGCUCAAGUGCAAGAGGAGAUCGCCAAGGCCGAGGCUGAAGGAAAGGCCAAGAAAGUACAGGCCCUGGCGAAGCCGUUGGAAGUGUUAAAAAGUACCCACCUGCAGGUGAAGGCGGCAGAUCCAGUCAGCCUGCCUCCGCUGAAGAAUGGGGACAAGAUCCGACAACUUCGACAAAAGUUAGGGGAACUGGAGAGGUUGGAGAAGGCUACCAAGACAAAAGGACACGCAUCCAUUGAUGAGCUGAAGAGGCUCGGCGAGCGCCCCGAGUUGGAAGAAGCGGCGCUGGAGUUGGAACGUCGUGCCCGUGGCUGGCUGGAAAGCGACGAGGUCUUUGAACAGCGACUGGAAGCAAAUCUGCGCGUCGGCAGAGCAGCGCCGCGUGGUGCUGGUGGUUACAACGUUGUGAGUGGAGGAAUUCCAUCUUUGGCGUAUCGCUUUACCCCAGCUUCGCGCUCGGGCCGAUUACGGCGAUGUACAGCUGCGUUGGAUAGCCCAAGGAAGAAAAGGUCGCAGAUCGAUUUGAAAAACGGGCGUUCGGGCGGGGGAAUGCGCGUUGAUGUGGCGAUGGAAACGCUGGACGACGAUGAAAAGACAGAUGAAGACGAAGUGUUGCACGAAUGUGAUGUCUACUUGAAUCGCAUGUACGAUCCUCCCGAUUUCGUGGGCGACAUGUACCUGCUGCAGUAUCCCCUGCGGCCCAGCUAUCGACCCUAUGGAGAUCAAGGCUACCUGGAUCGGGUGGAAUUGAAACCCAAGUCCCGAAGGCUGCGCUUCGUGUACAAAUUGAAUCAGAAUGAACACUACGCGGAGGAGGAUGUCCACGAUGAGAAGUACGAGCAGCGGCAUACUUUGAGCUCCACAGUGGUGGCCAAUCCCGCGUGCAGCUACGCCAUCGGCGUAAUCCGCCAAGGGCGCUUGACCUUGACGCCCGUGCGGGCGGUGAACCAGUUGCGUCCUGACUUUGAAGAUUUCGAGAAGUUGUGCAAGCAGAUUGCCUCCACGCCCGGCUUGAGCGACGUUGGCGACGCCAAGGGCGACGAGAAAAAGGGCGACGCCAACUCGGAGAGUGGCGGGGAGGAGCCGUCGGAGAUGAUCGAUUUCAACCCGGUGCGGGUGGAAUACCACGCGAAGGGAGAGAAGGAAGUUAUCGCUCAGCCCGAUGUGGGAGACGUUUGGAAGAGGUUGGAUUUCUUCGAUCAAACCUCUCCAGAAGCUUCGGAUAUUUACCUGCAACACAUUGUCUUUGCUGCGAAUGAAGCAUCAGAAGCAGAGAAGCAGGGGUUGACAUCUCAAGAUCCCAAGUUGCAAGACUUGGAUCUUGAUGGUGAUCACAUCAGCUACGUCCGUGGGCUCUGUGGCCAGGCGGAGACCCGGAACAAGUUGCGGCUGCUGCGACAGAAGGCGCAUCAAGCGCAGAACUCGGGGCUGCACCUGGGAUUUUUGGUCGGAGGAUUGGGAGCUGACUGGGACAAAUUGGAGAUACAAUAUAUGACACAACUACUGAUAGAUAUCUACUCAUAUAUUAAGAACAAUGAAUAUAGAUAUCUACUAACCAUCCAAGACUGA